Messenger RNA from Carcharodon carcharias (great white shark), 3327 nucleotides. RefSeq names its product CTP synthase 1. Gene Ontology annotation, biological process: CTP biosynthetic process; pyrimidine nucleobase biosynthetic process. Gene Ontology annotation, molecular function: CTP synthase activity; identical protein binding. The transcript is spliced from 19 exons. Lineage: Eukaryota; Metazoa; Chordata; Chondrichthyes; Lamniformes; Lamnidae. The record is from RefSeq and is a predicted model, not a curated record. The coding region runs from base 60 to 1970 and encodes 636 amino acids. Gene Ontology annotation, cellular component: cytoophidium; cytoplasm.
GGAGAAGGAGGGGGAAGGGAGUCACGAACACAUGUGUUUGUGAAGCGCUUUGCCAGCGGAUGUUGCCUUCGGCUUUGGGGAGAAUUUGUUGCAAUUACCUCUUCAAAUCGCAACAAUAUAGCGGCUUCUCCUCGGCGCCGGGCGAGAUUAAAAGACAAAUGAAGUACAUUUUGGUGACUGGUGGUGUGAUCUCGGGGAUCGGGAAAGGCAUUAUUGCCAGCAGCAUUGGAACCAUCCUGAAGUCCUGUGGGCUGCAUGUCACCUCAAUCAAGAUCGACCCAUACAUUAAUAUUGACGCUGGAACGUUCUCACCAUAUGAGCACGGUGAGGUGUUUGUGUUGGAUGAUGGCGGUGAGGUAGACUUGGAUCUGGGAAACUAUGAACGAUUUCUAGACAUCCGUUUAACAAGGGACAACAACAUCACAACGGGGAAGAUCUACCAGUCGGUGAUUAAUAAAGAAAGAAAAGGAGACUAUCUGGGCAAAACCGUACAAGUGGUUCCACACAUCACGGAUGCCAUUCAGGAAUGGGUAGUGCGGCAGGCACGCAUUCCAGUUGAUAGUGAUGGGGUAGAGCCUGAAGUGUGUGUUAUCGAGCUGGGUGGUACUGUGGGAGACAUUGAAAGCAUGCCUUUCAUUGAAGCAUUCCGGCAAUUCCAGUUUAAAGCCAAAAGAGAGAAUUUCUGCAAUAUUCAUGUCAGUUUAGUUCCUCAGCCAAGUACAACAGGAGAGCAAAAAACAAAGCCAACACAAAACAGUGUUCGGGAGCUUCGCGGACUAGGACUGUCACCAGAUUUAAUUGUCUGCCGGUGUACAACUCCCAUGGAGAAGUCUGUAAAAGAAAAAAUCUCUAUGUUCUGCCAUGUAGAACCUGAACAGGUCAUUUGUGUGUAUGAUGUUUGUUCCCUCUACCGAGUCCCCUUGUUACUUGAAGCGGAAGGUGUGGUGGGGUAUUUUAAGGAUCGGCUCAACCUCCAAUUUGAAGCUAAGCCUAGAAGACUACUAAACAAGUGGAAAGAGAUGGCGGAUAGGUAUGAUCGCACAUUAGAAAAUUGCUCCAUUGCAUUGGUUGGUAAAUACACCAAACUCUCUGACUCCUAUGCCUCUGUCAUCAAGGCUUUGGAACACGCCGCUCUGGCUAUUAACCAGAAACUAGAAGUCAAGUACAUCGACUCUGCAGAUUUGGAGCCUUCUAGACAACAGGAGGAUCCAGUCAAGUACCAUGAAGCCUGGCAGAACCUAUGUAGUGCCAAUGGAGUUUUGGUUCCUGGUGGUUUCGGUUUUCGAGGUACAGAAGGAAAGAUUCUCGCUAUUGCUUGGGCCAGAAGACAGAAGAAACCUUUUUUGGGUGUGUGCCUUGGAAUGCAGCUAGCAGUUGUCGAGUUUGCACGGAAUGCACUUAACUGGCCAGAUGCCAAUUCAACUGAAUUUAACCCUAAUACAAAUCAUCCCGUGGUGAUUGACAUGCCAGAACACAAUCCCGGGGAAAUGGGAGGAACCAUGAGACUCGGCAAGAGAAAAACAAUUCUGAAGGAAAAGAAUUCAGUAUUAAGGAAGUUGUAUAAGGAUUCUGACUAUAUUGAAGAACGACACAGACAUCGAUAUGAGGUAAAUCCAGAAAUGAGAAAUAACUUUGAAGAAAAGGGAUUUCGAUUUGUUGGUCAGGAUGUAGAGGGAGAGCGAAUGGAAAUAAUUGAACUCGAUGAUCAUCCCUAUUUUGUUGGGGUCCAAUAUCACCCAGAGUUUACCUCCAGACCCAUGAAACCAUCACCACCGUACUUUGGCCUGAUGUUGGCUGCUUCAGGGAAACUUCAACGUUACUUGGAAAAGGGUUGCAGACUAUCACCUAGCGAGUUAAUGUCCUGUGAUUCUGCUCUCUCCAGAGACACAUACAGCGAUCAAAGUGGAAGUAGUUCACCAGAUUCUGAGAUUGUCGAUUUAAAGCUGCCAGCUAUUCUACCACAAGAAUAAUAUUUGGUGCCGCUUAUUUCUACAGAUCUGAACCAUUGGCGUUUGAGCUGCAACAACCAAUUAAUUUUACAGUAUUACAUAUUUGCGCUGAUACUUUGGUCUGUUAGUCUUGUCCACUCAGCACGCUGUCAGAGAAAACCAUCAUUUGUUCAAUUUUGUGUUGCUGUGUAACGUCAAACCGUGAAAAUUCUACCCAUCUGUUAUAUAAAAGGAAUUGCUAUGUGUUCACAUCUCCUGACAGCCUGCCUAGAUUUUAGUGUUAAGUUUUUGAAUCUUGGAUCUUUCUACAGCUUCACAAGAUCAAAGUAACAUAUUGUGUUGGAAUUAGUAAGCAGGAUCAUGUGGCAUUCAUUUGGGGCAUUGCUAUGUAAUGCCAGUUGUUCAUUUUGGAAAGUUCCCACCCUCCAACUCCAUUUUAAGUUUGUAAGUUUCAAGUUGUAUUCUGCUUUCAACACUACCUCUGCAAAACGUGAUCUAAACUUUAUUUUUAUUUAGACUCCUGUGCCUAGUUUAAGCUCCUCCUGAUGUAUUUUCUUUAUACCUCAAUAUGUUACAGCUGUAUAUGUAGGGGUUGGAAGGAUUGCAUUAUUCUGUUUAGCUUCUACUGUUAAACUCGGUGUGAAACUGGGACUGUGAAAGUUCAUUUGAUGUUGAUGGAAGAUUUAACUUUUUAUUUUUACACAAGGGUGGAAAUACUUGAUUUUAUCAUUUAGAAUGCAAUCACACUACUGCCAUACAAAUAUCAGGCUGUAAUUGAGGUUGUAGUGCAGUCUGUUUCAUGUUUCCAUUCAUUCCAGUCAAGUGAGCUACAGCUGAUUUUAUGGAUCUGAGCAGACAUGGAACAUUAUAAAAUAAGCAGUAUAAUUACUCAGGACUUCAGCCUUGUUCCAGUAAUUAAAUCUGAUAAAUACUCAGAGCAGAACCAGUAUUACACAAGUGGUCUCAAAAGUUCCCAAUCCCAAAAGGUGGUUGAAAUCCCUGAGGACUAUCCCAGAUAUUUUCCAGCACCUCUUCACCGAGCGGAAUGCAAACGAGGGCUGCUUGCUUUAAUCGGCCAAGUUUCCUUAACACCACACCCGGCCGGCUUGGUAACCCACCAGGAAGUGUUCCCACGUGGAAGCAACAGUGAUGCCUGUUUCGUCACCUCGUCUCUGCUUGUGUUCUCUCUUUGAAUUCAAGGCUGGAAAUGGAUGGGAACACAUCAAAAUGGAUAACUGUAUCAGAAUCGUGUACAAAACCCUUCAAAGUCCAAGUCAAGGUGAAAACUUCAUUAAAUGUUAUUUGUAGUUGGGAGUGAGAACUUUUGAAACACCCUCCCCGCUCCCACAGGCCUUCAAUAAAUUUAGAAUUAGACACA